Messenger RNA from Fundulus heteroclitus (mummichog), 1505 nucleotides. Its product is annotated as GTP-binding protein REM 2. Gene Ontology annotation, molecular function: calcium channel regulator activity; GTPase activity; GTP binding. The record is from RefSeq and is a predicted model, not a curated record. The transcript has 6 exons. Lineage: Eukaryota; Metazoa; Chordata; Actinopteri; Cyprinodontiformes; Fundulidae. The coding region runs from base 156 to 1127 and encodes 323 amino acids. Gene Ontology annotation, cellular component: plasma membrane.
UGUUGCUUUCUUUUUUUAUUAUUAUCAUUUAACUACAUGCAUAUGUGGCAGAAAAAGCUCUUUUGUUGGCCAGUUUCAUCUUUCCUCCUCAGCAGGAAAUCUGGAUCCGGAAAGCAUUUAGUAGGUGUGAGUCACACAGCAGUCAGCCCGGAGUGAUGAAUUACGGUGCUGCCUGCAGAGCUGGACCUGGGCCCCAUAACCUGAGAAAACACUUGCAGAUGCCGACAGAUGUGCCCGAAGACAGGCUCAGCAUCGAGGAGAAUGCCUCCAAGUGUGACAGUAUGGCGCUGCCUAGCACCCCCACGGUCCGCAGAGGAAGCACCCCUCUGCCAAUAAAGCACCAGCUCCGACGAGAGGAAGCUGUUCACGAUGACGGCGACUGGACUUCGGGGGCGAGCGGCUUCUCCCCGUCACCGCUCAGUUUCAGCCCAGCCUUGGAUGACGCCCCCGUGGUCUCCGUGGAGGCCAGGCACGACGGGCCUCUGAGGAUCGCCCUGCUGGGUCAGAACGGAGUCGGGAAGUCCUCGCUGGCUCUCGCCUUUGCUGGCGACAUGGACCGGACAGCGUCGGUGGAUUCUGAUGGGGAGGGUUUUGUGCGCACAGUCAGCGUGGACGAUGAGGAGAGCACCAUCAUUAUCUAUGACAACUGGAGACAGGACCUGUCGGCUCUCCAGUGUGAGGUGUGCAUCCUGGUCUUCUCUGUGACCGACAGGCGCAGCUUCCACCGCACGGCCCAGCUGCGACUCCUCCUGAGAGAGACGCAGCCUCAGACUCCCAUAAUCCUCGUCGGGAACAAGAGCGACCUCGUUCGCUCCCGUGAGGUCACCGCUCAAGAGGCCAUGUCCAGCGCUGCCCUCUAUAACUGCCUGUACCUGGAGAUCUCAGCCUCCCUGGACCACCGCACGCCCGACCUCCUGGAGUCCGCCGUGCGGCUAGCCAGGGGCCAGCCCCCGUGGCCCCCGGGGUCCAGCGCGGAGGACAUGUGCGGAGAAGGCCAGCGAGAAAGCAUCACCUCGCGUGCGAAGCGCUUCCUCACCAGCCUGAUGCCCCGGUACCCGCGGGAGAGAGAGGUGGGCAAGUUCCUGAGACAGAAGUCCCGCUCGUGCCACGACCUGGGGGCGCUGUGAUGGCACGCGCGGCGAGGAGUUUUAUAGCUUGAUUGUUUAGCAGAAAUAACUUGAAGCGAUGUAGUAGAACCAAGAGGAAGAGGGAGGCAGUGAUGCGGCGCACGGCGGACAGAGAUGUGGGACGCGAAUAUGCCAGAGAAACAACAGGCUGGUAAUACAGUAUGGUGUGAAGGAUCAUCGUGCACAGGAGGAGGAGGAGGAGGAGGAGGAAGAGCAAAGUUAGCUGUGAUGUCAAAGUAGACGAUGACAGAGAGUUUUUGUACACAAGACGAAACAAAGAAAAAUACUGGUGUAAAUAAGCUGUAGAUGUGAUACCCAGCUGCCACCCCCACAGCUUUAAAAGCUAAAUAAAUUGCUUUUUUGAGUCUUCAAAAGGUC